UUCAUUGAGUACCUCUGAGCCUCAACGACGUAUUCUGUGCCACUUUGUAUCGACAGCGCCGAAGAGAGAUUUCAGCUAUUUUCCCUGGGCAAAAGAAAAAAAAGCCAUAUUAAAUUGAAAUAUUGAUAGAAAUCUUGGAAAAAUCGUGGCUACAAGAGAGUUGGUGUGAAAAAUAGAAGGGAGAGAGAGUGCAGAAUUGGUGUAUAAAGUCGACUUUUAAUGCGAAAUUCUCUCAAGCACGAGAUUCACGAUUUAAUACAUUCGUGAAGUGAAAACUCAUUUUAUUGAUUUGUGUCUUUUCCGAGGCUUUUCGAUUCCUCCAGCCAUUGUGCAGUCGUGUCUGUGGUAGUCUUUACACAACAGUUGGAAAGAAGUGUUUCUAUUCGUGACUGUAUGUGGAAUUAAUUUGUGUUUUUUCCACUAAAAUUCUAAUCACUUGCUUUUGGGUGGAGAAAAAAGAGAGAGAAUAUAAUUGCAGAGACGCGUAGAAGAGCAUAAAAUAAUAUCUGAUAGUCUGUGAAAAGAAGAGGGUUGUUAAGAGAGCACAAAGAAUAUAUAGUGAAAAGCAAACAUUUUCUCAGAACAUUGAGCAAGAUUUUCCAAGGGGUUGUGUGCAUUUUGUGUGAAGCGAGAGAGAGAGAAGAUAUCGGCCGCAGAAGCUGUGUUGCAGAGAGCGAGGAAAAAAUUAAUUAAUAGUUAUUUGUGUGAUAAUAAAAUCGCGAAACGUUACACUGAGGUCGACAGAGAAACGUAAUUUAGCGCUCCAUCUUAUGGUGGGCGCUCUAUUGCCGGAAGCACCCGGCAUUUUCUGCGAAACAUCAGAACUAAAAGGGACACCUCCAUCUCCCCCCAUCACAAGAAAUCAUCGUGGCAGAUCGUGCAUGAUUUCUCAUAGGCGGUGUUUAAGUCAUAGGACUUCAAAAUUUUCCAGCAAUAGACAUCGAAAAUUGCAACCAUUCAGAGAAACGUGAGACGUCUGAAGGAGGGAAAAAAAAGUCUCAGUAAAAUACCACACACAAAAAUCAAUAGCACUUUUGCGCGCACUUUGAAUGCGUAACAUUUUAUUUACAAGGGAAAAAACAUAAUAAUUAUCCAGGAAAGAGAGAGAGACAGACAGAACAGAAGCGAGUGAGUGCGAAGAAGAAGAAGAAAAGAAAGGAAAAAAUCAAGGAUUCAGAAUUGAACUUUGGCAACAGGAAUACACAUUUGACAAUAUCUGAGUUGGUUGAGCAGGAAAUUAAGAGUACUGAAGUGAGAAGAAGAGAAGUUUCUGGCGGAGAAGAGAGAGAGAGAGAGUGGCAAAUUUGUUGACCAAAACAUCCUCUCUUUUAACCUUUUCUUUUUUUAAUUUUCUGGCUUCAUUCCUUUCUGUGUUCACACCUUCGAUAUCCGAUCGCUAGCGUGAAGGACAAUUCCUCCUAUCAUAUAUGCAUAUAUCAUUAGUAAAGUUGUCAAAUCGUCGAGAUUUGCUGAAAUAUCCCCACUUCAAUUCUGGCGUAGGAUUGAUUUGUUUGGCCACGCGCAUGCAGUGAGAAUUUUCAAGGGUAUAGUACCCUCAAAAUAGUAUGUGUGAGAGACAUUGACUCAAUCGUCUUCUGGAAGAUAACUGCGAACGCUGAUGCAUUCAGUUGAUUGUCCCAAUUGAAGACUGGGUCAGAGAGAAAAACUACCAGGAAUUUCCACAAAGAAAAUAUCACACAUUGCGAGGAAGUUGUCAAAGCCUGAGCUAAAAAAAGUCUGCGAAAGUUGAUCACACUUGCUGUCGGAAAAAAAUCUUGAAUUGUAUUUGAAGUCGCUGAAAUUUUUGCUGCAAUUGAGUGUGUUGUUUGAGCAUCGAAAAUGGGUACCGUAAAUGUGAAUCGCAAUGUGACGGAUGUCUUCUAUCGCUACAAGAUGCCGCGCAUCAAUGCAAAGGUGGAGGGAAAGGGAAAUGGCAUAAAGACGGUGAUUGUGAAUAUGGCUGAGGUGGCAAAGGCACUGGGACGUCCGGCAACGUAUCCGACCAAAUACUUUGGAUGUGAGUUGGGUGCGCAGACGCAGUAUGAUCACAAGAAUGAGCGCUUCAUUGUCAAUGGGUCUCAUGAUGCGGCCAAGCUGCAAGAUUUACUGGAUGGUUUCAUUCGGAAGUACGUGCUGUGUCCCGAGUGUGAUAAUCCUGAGACGGAAUUGCUGGUGUCCACGAAGAAGGGGACAAUAUCGCAGGGAUGCAAGGCAUGUGGCUAUCAUGGGGCGCUCGAGGUGAAUCACAAAGUGAACACGUACAUCUUGAAGAAUCCACCCAACAUGGAUCCGUCGGCUCAGGGCUCCUCGCUCACGGAGGGGAAGCGCAGCAAGCGCUCCAAGAAGGCCGUGGAGAAUGGCAGUGACGCCGCCAAUGCGUCCUCCAACGCUGGUGGUGUGUCUGGAGAUGCGGACGCUUCCAAUGCGAGUGGCGGACACAUUGGUGGGGAGACGGCUGAGCAUGGUGAGGAGGAUGACAACACUUGGACGGCCGAUGUGUCCGAGGAGGCCGUGAGGGCGCGCAUGCAGGAUCUCACUGAUGGUGCCAAGUGCAUGACAAUAUCCGAUGACACGGAGAAGAGUGAGCGCGAGCGUCUGGAUAUCUUCUAUGAGUUUGUGAAGAAGCGUCGCGAUGCUGGUGAGCUGGACAGUGUUCAGGUGCACAAGGAUUUGGUGGCGGAGGCGGAUCGUCUGGAUAUACUGCAGAAGGCGCCAUUGGUGUUGGCGGAGCUUCUCUUCUCGGCCAAUAUCAUCGCUGAGGUGCGCAAGAAUCGCAAUCUUCUGCUUCGCUUUACCCACAAAAAUCUCAAGGCGCAGCGCUACUUGAUGGGUGGCAUUGAGCAGAUUAUCUCUCUCCAUGCGGCCAAUUUGAUGAGCAAGGUUGCAGGAAUUCUCAAGCUCUUCUAUGACAAUGACAUCCUGGACGAGAAGACCAUCCUGGAGUGGGCAUCGAAGGUGAGCAAGAAGUAUGUGUCGAAGGAGGUGUCAACGCAGAUACACGAGAAGGCGCAGCCGCUUAUCAAAUGGCUCCAGGAGGCCGAGGAGGAGGAAUCUUCGGAGGAGGACGACUCGGAUGUGGAGAUUGAGUAUGAUGAUCGGGCCAAGGCGGAAUUGCGCAAGGAGGCGCCAGCAGCAAAGGCGACCGCGAAGAAGGUUGAUGAUGAUGAUGGCGAUGAGAUUGAUAUCGAUGAGAUCUAAUUGGGAGAAAAAAAAACAGAGAAGAGGGCAAUUUCAAUAUAAAAACAUAUUUCAAUUUGCAGGCUGAAGAAGAUUGAUGCUUAUACGAAAAAAAAAACACUUUUAUUUUCAACAUAUUACCCCCUACUAUUACACAAAAGUUUUUUAAUUAUUCGCCUAUUAUAUGGAAAAUUGUCAGUAAAAUUUAUUGGGGAAAGGCGAUUGUGGGAUAGAAUUGUAAAGGAUGUGAGGAUGUGUUCAUUUGGCAUGACUCUGGCACUCUUUUCUCUGAAGGCGGGAGGAGAAAUUAAUCAUUGCAGUGAGAGAAACAGUUGAAAGAGGAGCUUUUGCUGUUUACAGCAGCAAUAAAGAUAACAGAUUUUACUACAAAUGAAAAGAGAGAUAUAGAAUUAUUACAAUAGAAUAUGCAAGAUAAGGCUUUUUCAACUUUCAUACCAUAUUCAACACAUUUAUUGAAGAACAAGUUUGGAGAAAAAUUGGUGGUGAAGGAAUAUAUGAAUUUGUGAAAGCCAAAAGGAAAGGUCAUCGCGACACACAUCCUUCAGAGAGUGUUGAGAGAAGGGAAGAGUGAGAGAGAAUUGAAUGGAAAAUUGCUAUUAUUAGAAGGUGAAAAGGAAGGACAUGAGAGAAGAGAGAGAGACAAAUUGUAAGAAGAGACAAUUUUCAUAGUUUAUUUUCCCUUCAUUCUUAAUGUCCAAAUAAAAUACAAUUUAAAAAGCAAA
Molecule: messenger RNA, 3920 nt
Organism: Phlebotomus argentipes
Lineage: Eukaryota; Metazoa; Arthropoda; Insecta; Diptera; Psychodidae
Gene: eIF5
Product: eukaryotic translation initiation factor 5
Exons: 5
Coding region: 1840-3198 (452 amino acids)
Biological process (GO): formation of translation preinitiation complex; translational initiation; formation of cytoplasmic translation initiation complex
Cellular component (GO): cytosol
Molecular function (GO): translation initiation factor activity; eukaryotic initiation factor eIF2 binding; GDP-dissociation inhibitor activity
Source: RefSeq, a predicted model, not a curated record